AUGGCUGCGCAGUCGCGGGUGGGUGUCUUCCUGUUCCCGGCUUCAUCUGGGGGUCUCCCAGCCACCGAGGUCACGUUCGCUAGGCUGGCCAAAGCCCGCGGCUACACCACAGCGAUUGUCGGUACAGAAGGUUCUGGAAUGCCCAGGGCGGGGGCAGGACUUCCAGGGCUGUCUGUCACCAAUGAACUUCCGGUCCCAGGGAAGUGGCACCUGGGCCUGAGCUGCCGGCACCCGCGCGACUUCUGCCACCACCUGCAGGUCCACGGCUUCGACCAGUUCUUCGGGCUCCCAACCACCAACCUGCGGGACUGCAAGCUGGGGGCUGGCACAGUGUUUGAGGGCGCCGUGUGCUGGAUCGUGGUGGUCCCCAUGCAGGCCCUGGGUGCCGCUGCUCUGACCCUGGCCGCCCUGCGCUGCCUCGGCUUGGCGCUGCCGCCUGCUGCCUUCCUGGGCCUCCUGCUGCCCGUGGUCAUCUUGCUGGGUGGCCAUUUCCUGUUCCGACGCUACUUCUGGCCACUCCACUGCUUCCUCAUGUGCGACUUCGAAGUGGCCCAGCAGCCUCUGGACUAUGGGAACCUCACACAGAGGCUCACGGAGGAGGCCACGGGGUUCAUACGGUGGAUCCUGCAGGUCCUGGACAAGCUGGGCCUGGCUGGCUGCACCCUCGUCUACUUCUCAUCUGACCAGGGCGCCCACGUGGAGGAGGUGAUGGCCACAGGCGAGGUCCACGGGGGCAGCAAUGGCAUCUACAGGGGUCAGCAGGGGUACAGACCAGUCUCAGGGUCACAGUGUCACAAUAAGAGUCCCCCAAGGCCCAGGGGGAGGCAUCAGGUGCAUCCUGGAGGGGACCGUGUCACAAUAAAAGCCCCCAUGGUCAAAAUGGAGACAUCUGGGGCAUCCUGGAGGGGACGCUGUCAUAAUAAGUGUCUCUGCCAGAGCAGGCCCCGUUAUAAUAAAAGUCCCUCACGGUCAAAAUGGAGGCAUCUGGUUUGUCCUGGAGAGGACCGUGUCAUAAUAACAGUCCCUCCUAGAGCAGAUCCUGUCAUAAAAUUCCCCCAUGGUCCAGCUCAAACCUAUGAUGUCAUGAAAAGGACACUAUUAUAA
Molecule: messenger RNA, 1104 nt
Organism: Oryctolagus cuniculus (rabbit)
Lineage: Eukaryota; Metazoa; Chordata; Mammalia; Lagomorpha; Leporidae
Source: RefSeq, a predicted model, not a curated record